Messenger RNA from Polypterus senegalus (gray bichir), 5379 nucleotides. It is a transcript of the gene kcnj3a, whose product is annotated as potassium inwardly rectifying channel subfamily J member 3a. Gene Ontology annotation, cellular component: plasma membrane. Lineage: Eukaryota; Metazoa; Chordata; Cladistia; Polypteriformes; Polypteridae. Gene Ontology annotation, biological process: regulation of monoatomic ion transmembrane transport; potassium ion import across plasma membrane. Gene Ontology annotation, molecular function: G-protein activated inward rectifier potassium channel activity. Bases 27 to 1499 code for a protein of 490 amino acids. The record is from RefSeq and is a predicted model, not a curated record. The transcript is spliced from 3 exons.
AUUAUUCUGGUUAGCCUCAUCAUAUUAUGUCUGCACUUCGAAAGAAAUUUGGGGACGAUUACCAGGUAGUGACCACUUCAUCCAGCGGCUCUGGAUUUAAUCAGCCCGCUCCGAAAAGAAAGAGGCAACGGUUCGUGGACAAGAACGGGCGAUGCAACGUCCAGCAUGGUAACUUGGGCAGCGAGACCAGCAGAUACCUCUCGGAUUUAUUCACCACCCUAGUCGAUUUGAAAUGGCGCUGGAAUUUGUUCAUUUUCAUCUUGACCUACACCGUAGCCUGGCUGUUUAUGGCAUCUAUGUGGUGGGUGAUAGCGUACAUCAGGGGCGACCUCAACAAAGCCCACGAUGACAAGUACACUCCGUGCGUUGCGAACGUCUAUAACUUUCCUUCGGCUUUCCUUUUCUUUAUUGAGACUGAAGCUACUAUUGGUUAUGGCUACAGGUACAUCACGGACAAAUGCCCAGAAGGCAUUAUUCUGUUUCUUUUUCAGUCAAUCCUCGGAUCCAUCGUAGACGCUUUCUUGAUCGGCUGUAUGUUCAUAAAGAUGUCUCAGCCUAAGAAACGCGCUGAGACCCUAAUGUUCAGCGAACAUGCAGUUAUUUCCAUGAGAGACGGGAAGCUGACUCUCAUGUUCAGGGUGGGCAAUCUCCGAAACAGCCACAUGGUCUCGGCACAGAUCCGCUGCAAACUGUUAAAAUCAAGGCAAACACCCGAGGGAGAGUUUCUCCCCCUUGAUCAGCUGGAGCUGGAUGUGGGUUUCAGCACUGGAGCCGACCAGCUUUUCCUUGUAUCUCCCCUUACCAUUUGUCAUGUGAUCGACGCCAAGAGCCCCUUCUAUGACCUUUCUCAGAGAUCCAUGCAAACAGAGCAAUUUGAAAUCGUUGUCAUCCUUGAAGGCAUAGUGGAGACCACUGGGAUGACCUGUCAGGCAAGGACCUCCUAUACUGAAGAUGAAGUUCUCUGGGGCCAUCGUUUCUUUCCUGUUAUUUCCCUGGAAGAAGGCUUCUUCAAAGUUGACUACUCUCAGUUUCAUGCAACAUUUGAGGUUCCCACACCUCCGUACAGUGUGAAAGAGCAGGAGGAAAUGCUUCUUAUGUCUUCACCUUUAAUGGCACCAUCUUUAAGCAACAGUGGAGAUAGGAAUAACUCAAUGGACUGCUUGGAUACCAUUGAGGAUACCAGUACUAAAUUGCCGUCAAAACUUCAAAAGAUCACAGGAAGGGAAGACCUUCCCAGGAAGUUGUUGCGAAUGAGUUCUACAGCAUCCGAAAAAGCCUAUAGCCUGGGGGAUUUGCCCUUGAAACUUCAGAGAAUCAGCUCUGUCCCAGGAAACUCGGAGGAGAAACUGGUGUCAAAGACCACUAAGAUAAACUCUGACCCCAUGAGCCAAUCAGUUGCAGAUUUGCCACCUAAACUGCAAAAACUUGCAGGUGGAGGAAGGAUGGAUGGGCAUCUUCCUCCAAAACUGAGAAAAAUGAAUUCAGACCGAUUUACAUAACUAAAAUCUCCCUUUUUUAAAUUUGUUUUCUUUUUUUUUUCCUCAUGGCACUAUUUUAAAAUUUGAACAGAAGGACAAGUUUCUGAAAUUUGAGAAAAGAUAAAAGAAAAUAUAUAUUUAUUAUUUACAAAGUAGCAGAAAAUAAAUAGCUCAACAUGCAUUCUAGUCUGUAAGUAUAAAAGCUUUGAUAAAAAAGACCUCAGAUAUUUUUCAGGUCACUGUAAUAUUAGCAUAUACUGGCAUGUAAGAAUCAUAAUCGGCAUGUAAUACUGCAUAUACUUUUUGGCAUGGUAUUUAUAUUACAAUGUUUAUUUUGUGAAACAAAAUGAAACCUUAAGGAGCCAAAUUGUGCUCUCAGCCUCUCGUAAAGCAAAGUCUUUUAGGAGAUGUGUGGAUAUGCUAAAGUAACGAGUUACUUUUAAAUUAUGUUGUUUUAUGUAUGAUAGUGGUUCUAAAUUAAUAUUUUUGAAUGCAUGUCUUGCUUUUGGAAGUAGAGAAGAGAGCUAUUGGAGCCAAAUGUUAAGCCUUAACUUAUAUAACCUAAUUUUGGAAAGUUUUGUUUUGUUAAAAUUUGCUGUUUACUAUUUGGUCUUUAAGAGUUUCAUAUUUUAUCUUGUGGCAGAGCUGUUACAUGUUAGGGCUGGGCAAAAGCAUACUUUUUAUAACUUAAUAGUAUUGUAAUAAAAUUAAUCCUACCUACCACCCCUUAGCAUUCAAUCCGUUACAAAAAAGAAAAAUAAAAAUUGGCCUUUUCUAGUUUUUACUAGAUUGACAUAUUCAAAGCCCUUGUACAUUUAACACCACAUUCAUACAAAAAAUCUGCAUAAUCAAAGCUAAAGCAAUAACUACAUUAUAUUUUUACAGAGUAAAUGCUUUAAUGAGUUGAAUAGCCUUACACCAUAGUCAGAAGUCUUAUAAAGUUUGUCUAUUAUUUUGUAAAUUCUGAACCAAUCACUUUUUAUAUUGUACAUUAUAAGCAUCAUUUCAAGGCAUUUCAUGAAGUACAACUGCAUUUGUAUAUGCAUAGAGUACACACAAGAACACACACAAUUGUUUAUUGUGUUUUAUAUUACCAGAAAAUCCAAAUAUAAAGGCAAACUCCUACAGUAAUCUUGGAUUUUUCUGACCCAUUGAUUGGUGAUAACAUGCUAAUCAUGUGACCACAGUAUACUUUAUACCGUGGGAGUACACCAAUAGCCACUGAAACUGGGGGACCGAGGGUGCUCUGGGUAGCGACCAAAUGAGUGAGAUUGCAGGUUUAAGUGAUUAUAAAGAGGUCCCUGAGCAGGGUUGUUGAGCUCACGCUUUGUAAUAAAGUCAGGAGCUCUACAGUAUUCAGUAGACCUUGGGGUAAAACCACUGCUUUGUAAGUAAUUAGGGCAUGAAUUCAUGUUGACCUUUGGGAACGUACAGUAGAUGGGGGCUAUGGGGAGAACACCAGGAUGCACACUAGACUGAUUAUAUGUCUUGAUUUACCUGAGAGCAUCUGGGAAUUCUCUCGGGAUUCGGAUGGGCUGGUCAGUCCGGCUUGAUAUGCUGCCAUCAUGGCCCUCAACACAGUAGCACAGUAAAAUAAUGAUGAAUAUGCCCACCUCACCAUCCAUUAUAAUGAUGCACAAUCCAUUUACAUUCCCAAGCAAAAAAAACUUCAGGAAGGACAAUCCUUGACUAGUACUGUUUGCAUACUCAAAAUGGCAAGGCCACUUUGAACUGAAAAAUUAUUAAUUGAGCCCAUCUUGUCUCCAAGUGCUAAGAAAAAGGGAAUGCAGCACCCACAACCAAACUCAACUUAAUGUUCUCUCUUCUACUCUGUUAAAGACCACAGUAGUAUUGUAAAUGGCUUCCUUCUUAUUCCCUGUGCUAACCACAUUAGAUUAGUUCCAAAUCCAUGACAUGAACCCACAUUCUCCGUGAGUCUCUUCUUCUUUAGCGGGAUGUGCAAAAACAGGUAAUUAUUCUAUUUUGAGAGUAGGAACAUUUUUUUAGACAUUAUUUUUGCUUUUGAUAGUAUGUUGCGAGACACCGCUGCAUCUCCUACAGAUGGCUCGCACUGGGCUACCAUUAAAGUAGAUAAAAAUAAAGUGAAAUAAGUUGUAUAAUUACAGUUAAUUGUGGUAACCCACAACUGUGAGUGAUCAUCAGAAUUUAGGAGUACAAAAGGACAUUAACUAUUGGAAUGUUUCACUUGCUGUAACCUAUUCAUUGUCAAGUUUCUUUUAUAAAAUAGUAAAAAGAAAGAAAUACAAUUGUCACAUACCUUUUUAAGUUUUAAAAAAUAGCCCCUGUAAUUCUUUUCUCAAAGGCUAACUGCAAAAUUAAAUUGCUCAGAUUGGGUGAUUUAGUUAAGUUAAUGUUUGAACAAAUGUCUAAUCAGGCUAUUUGGUUGUCCAGAAUAAAAUCAAAGAUAUUGACAAUUUUCAAACAAUGAAGCACUUCCAAUUUUCUUGGGAGUCCAGUAAAUAGCUAUUGUAUGUUCUUUUGCUUGUUUUUUUUUAUCUCUGGAAGUUUAGAAAUUUUUCAUUUGUCUGAAACUCAUCUAUAUAAACAAAACGCAUGUAUGUCUCCAAUUAUGAUAAAUUGCCUGGAAAAAAUUGAAUAGCCGACCAACGAGGAUGCAUUUUGUGAACAAGCUGUUUAUGUAGUAAACAUCAGAUCCCAGUAACGUAUAUAAAACUCCAAUAUAACUGACUUUCUGCUAGAGUACUUCAACAUAAGGUAGAAAAUGAAGAAUAAUGGCAGAAAACAAAGAAAAUCAUUCAGUGAUACACAAGCCAAACCCCACAUGUUAUCAUAGAAGAUUUAGUAGAUGAGGGUAAAUAAUUUAAAAAAUAAGAAUACUUAUAUGAAAUAAAUGAUGAUAGAUGCCCAUUCAAUGAAGCCAAAGGUCUUUAAACAUAUGCACCUCAUCUAAUUGAGCAUUUUAAGAAUAUCAUUGCUUCAAUAUCCAGUAAAAGUUCAAAGGCUGCUAAUGACAAAAGCUACUGUACCAUGUAUAGCUAAACAUGUUAUUUGAAAAAUCGUGAAAUAAAAUUCUUAAGAGGACAACUGAAAUUAUAAUGAUCAUUUUUAUAUCUAGAGGGUAGUGCUGCUGCCUCACACAUCCAGCGCUCCAUACCUGGCCCAGUGGUUUCUGCAUUAUCUCCUGUGUCUGCUUAGGUUUCCUCCAAGUCCUCCAAGUGUUACUCCCACAUUCCCAAAAGUUUGCUGCUUGGGUUGACUGGCUUUUCCAAAUUGGACCAGUAUAACUGCAUGCAUGAUCUGUCAACAGCUAUUUUCCACCUAAUCCCUGGCCCUGCAUGAUCCUGAAAUAAAUCAAAACAAUUUUGAGAAUGAGAAAAAAAAAAAAAAAUUUGGAUCCUCUUUUCAUAUAAAUAUAGCUGGUUUGAUGUUCUGUUGGAUAAUCUGCUGUUUUUCUUCUUGGCCUCUCAAAUCCUUCUUAACAAUUGUUGCCAGUAUGUCAUACUGUCACAUUCAAAUGGUAGCACUUUGGAGUUACCACUCAGGCACACAAGGACCAGCAAUGUAGCUCCGUUCCCAACUCAAACAUUUAGUAUGGCUGAUCAGUUCUCUGUAAACCACAUUACAGGUGGGCCUUGGUGGAUGCUCAUGCAUUCCAGUGCCACAUUGAACAUAACUAGUUAUCACCCUUUUACAGGAAGCACAAUGUCUGGCUUGGUAGUGGUGACCUGGAGUGUAAUGGACAUGAAUAACUGAUUUUCCUGACAUGGAUUUCACCUAACUUGAAGCACUGCUUCUGAGCACAACCAUUUUUUUUGACAGUGUGUUUUCAUUACUUGAUUCUAUAAAAAAAGCAUUUGUUGCCUAGCCGUCAUAAUGGCAUUUACCGUAACAAGCAUUAAUGCAGUUUAAGAUAUUUCAA